GGCAGUAUCGCCUUGUAGCAGGAAACACACACAACCAUAAGCUCUGUACUUGUUCACUGGCUGCUCACGAUGGGUUCUCUCGCGAAAAAGGUACUACUUACAGGUGGAACAGGCUUCAUCGCCUCGCACAUUCUGACUGAGCUGUUGGACGCUGGGUAUCAAGUGGUAGUGACUGUUCGCACACACGACAAGGGCCGCCAGCUUCUCGAAUCGUUGUCGAAUACCGGCGAUCAGGCUGCUUCGUACGUGGUGGUGGAGGAUAUUGCCAAAGAUGGGGCCUAUGAUGAGGCUAUCCAAUCCAUUUCUGACCUAGACUUGGUCGUUCACACGGCCUCGCCCUAUCAUUUCAACUACACCGAUCCUAUAACGGACUUCCUUGACCCUGCAAUCAAAGGCACCGCCGGACUGCUGGCCUCCAUCAAGGCUUACGCACAGACCGUCAAGCGAGUGGUUGUGACUUCCUCUUCGGCUACAAUUGUAACUCCUCCCAACCACCCAGAGGUGUACGAUGAGACCAGCUAUGGAUCGGUGACCUGGGAGGAGGCCAUGGUACCGGAGGUUACAUAUCGCGCGAGCAAGAUAUUUGCUGAGCGCGCCGCCUUUGAAUUCGUCGAGAAAGAGAAGUCGAACUUCGACCUUGUCACUAUUAACCCCCCGCUGGUGUUCGGACCAAAGCCACGACACGUCACCGAUCUCAAAGCCCUGAACACCUCAAACCACAUUAUCCGUGACCUGAUGCUCGGAAAAUGGAAAGAUGGGGGCGCGCCUAUCGCCAUUCCUUUCACUUUCGUGGAUGUCCGUGAUGUUGCGUUCGCUCAUCGUAAAGCGCUGGAGUUGCCCGAGGUCAGUGGACAUCGCUUCUUUACCGUGGCUGGCCACUUCUCGAACAAGCAAGUUGCGGAGGCUAUUCGUGCCACGCACCCGGAAUUGGCUCACCAGCUGCCUCCGAGCGAUAUGCCCGAUGACCUGCCCCAGCCUAUUUUUGGAUUUGAUAACUCCAAAUCGCGCAGGAUGCUAGGAAUGACUUUCCGCGAUUUGAACACUUGUGUGGGAGAUGCAGUAACCUCGAUGAUGGAGCGGGCUCAGUUGUAGAUAUUUCAGAAGUACACUGUCAGAUAAGCCUCGCAGGGCCAGGUAAAU
Aspergillus costaricaensis CBS 115574 is the source of this 1140-nucleotide messenger RNA. RefSeq names its product SDR family oxidoreductase. Gene Ontology annotation, molecular function: oxidoreductase activity, acting on the CH-OH group of donors, NAD or NADP as acceptor. Bases 70 to 1092 code for a protein of 340 amino acids. The record is from RefSeq and is a predicted model, not a curated record. Lineage: Eukaryota; Fungi; Ascomycota; Eurotiomycetes; Eurotiales; Aspergillaceae. The transcript is spliced from 5 exons.